CCCUUCGGGGUCGCGGCGGGUGCUGAUGUUCCCGCUGGUCCACGCCACGCCCCCUUGUUUGCGGAUGACGUCACGUGACGAAGACGGACAAGUUGGUGAAAGUUGUAGAUGAUGAUAAUGAAGUGAAAGGAAGAAAUGUUUGUCCGAAGUGAGCCGACGCUGGGACCGAACCCGAACCCCCCACCCCCGAAAGGUCCCGGACGCACCGGCGCGCGCCUGCAGGAGGCGAUGGAGCCGUGAGCCGAACCCGAGCCGAAGCGAGACGAGCCCGAGCAGCCGAGCGAGGCGAUGCUGCAGAGUGGACCGAGUGAAGAAGACUCCUGUCGCGCACACGCCUCACACGCACUUUUCUCAGCUUUGGACCGCGCGCGCACGCCCAGCAUGGAGCCCGACUCGUCGUGCGCGGGAGGAUGCCGACGCACGCGGCUGGCGCGCGUUCUGCUCCUGCUGCACCUGAUCGCCGUGCACGGAGGCGUCAUGGCGACCAACUCCACCCAGCUGGACGCCGCCACCGCCGGCAACGAAACCGCCGCGCUUGGCGAGCAGGAGGGCGCCGCUGAUGUGGUCGCUGUGGCAACCGGCCCGAGCGCCUGGGUGGCGCCCGACGUUGUCGUCGCCGUGACCCCGAGAGCGGGCCGCGUGCCUCGUGCCGGAGGGGCGGACGAAGUGGGCAGCGGCUUGUUUGGUGAUGCCGUGCAGGAAGUGGGCGUGGCCUCACCCUCGCAAAUCAGCCCUGAAUCGGCCGAAACGGAGCUCCUGUUGCCGGGCGACCCUGUCAAACAGAACGUGGGAGAAGAGCACAGCGACCCCCCGUGGAUCCACGACAAGGACAUCGCCGUCUUUGACCUGGACCCGUCCUUCACCAGCGCCGCCACCACCCGCCCCCCCAACCCCGAUGUCCUGCAUGUGGACUUCUUUGACCCGUCCUCCCGCGGACGCAACCUGGACUUGGCUGCGCCCUCCCCCUCGUACCCGGCUCACGAGCUUCAGGGCGGCGACCCGACUUCCUGGGCCAUGCCGGACAACUACGACUACCUCACGCCGUACGAGGACGGGGCCUCGCCCACGGCUGACGAGUACACCGACGCCACCACCGCCGCCGCCGCCGACGCCUACGAGAGCGACGGCUCUCCGGUUCGAUCCAGGCCGCGGGGUCCGAGUCCGGUCAGGCCGAACUCCCCCGCCGGUGUGCCCCCGGCCGCGGUCCCACUGGACGGUUCCGAUGGAAUGGGCGGGUGUCGGGUGGGCUUCCUGCUGGUCAAUGCCUCAUGCCGCUCGCCCUGCGACUUUGUGCCCAACUACUGCUACAACGGAGGACAGUGUUACCUGCUGGAGGGCGCCGGAACUUUCUGCAGGUGCAACGUGCAGGACUACAUCUGGCACAAGGGCGCUCGCUGCGAGGCGGUGGUGACGGAGUUCCAGGUGAUGUGCUUGGCGGUGGGCACGUCGGCCGUGGUGGCGCUGCUGCUGUUCAUGAUGGUGGUCUGUUUCGCCAAGAAGCUGCACGUGCUUAAGACGGAGAACAAGAAGCUGCGCAGACGCAGCAGUAAGUACCGGCCCACGUCGGAGCAGCACAAUGAUAAUUUCUCGCUGUCCACCAUCGCUGAGGGCUCCCACCCAAAUGUAAGGAAACUGUGCGACACCCCUCCUAACGCCCCCCAUGCCCGUGCAUUGGCUUACUAUGAUAACAUUAUCUGUCAGAAAACCAUGAGCAGAUACACGUGGGAGUGUAAGACCAAAGAGGAGUCCGACUGCGAGGAUGACCCUACUUCCCAGAACAAGUUGGAGGAUGCGGUGAAGGCCCCGCCCACGGAAGACGAGUCCCUGAACAUCCACAACGCUCUGACCCCCAAACACGACAACCACAAGCUGCUGGGGGAGGACAACUCGUCCGAGGUAAACUCUCUGCAGAACAACAUGAUGUGAAACUUUAACCGUCACCUUCACGCCACUCGGGGUACACCAGGCCCACCGAUUCCCGUCCUCCCCCUCUUUCGCAACCCCGCCCCUUUUUGCUGUCACAUGAGUACCCCUUACCUGUCUCACCACACACACACACACAUACACACACCUUCCUUGCCUGCAUUGUUGUAUUUUGUAAAAAGAAUUCCAAGGUGUGUAAAAGAAGAAGCUAGUGAGAGCUUUGAUGUUUGUUAUUAAUCCAGUGAUGUUUUGAAUAUUGCAAACAAACACGACGUGUCUUUUCUUUCAUUUCUAACCCUUUCUUGUACUUCUUUUUAUUUGAUACUCUUUUCAACCGACAACAAACCACACUUGUUAAAAUAAACCUUUUUAACAUCA
Molecule: messenger RNA, 2301 nt
Organism: Nerophis ophidion (straightnose pipefish)
Lineage: Eukaryota; Metazoa; Chordata; Actinopteri; Syngnathiformes; Syngnathidae
Gene: cspg5a
Product: chondroitin sulfate proteoglycan 5a
Exons: 7
Coding region: 289-1926 (545 amino acids)
Biological process (GO): nervous system development
Source: RefSeq, a predicted model, not a curated record